GAGGGAGAAUAUCCAAAUAUAGUUAAUUGAACAAUAUCCGGCGGAUAAGCCUAUCACAGCCCAUCGCACACAAGCACAGCCACACAAAUAACAGAUUCAGUUUCACACCGGCAGGCGGCAGCCGGAGCCGGCUACUGACUCGCUUCAACGCCGCCGUGCCGUGGCCUGGGGGCGUGCGGCGUGCCUCGGAAUGGCAACGGCCGGCACCGGCAGCAUCAGCGCCACCUCGUCGAACCUUCCAGCUCAGCAAAAGACCCCAAAUCCCAAGAAAUCAUGUGCUUUCGGGGCACCACUGAAACACCGGCAGCAUCAUCGCACGUGCAAGAAGAAGGCCGCCGUCCCGGUGGCAUGCACGGGGCAAGGCGAACAGCGAUCCACCCCCGCCGUCGCGGCGCCGCAGGAGGCUCGGACUGGCGCCACGUUUAGCGUCGAGUUCAGGACGAGGGACGGCUGCCGGCUGGGCAUCUCCAGGUACCCGGAUUUCGUGUACAAUGCCCAGGGCGGCCGCGGCAUCGGCGCCGGCGCCGGCAGCGGUGCGGAUAGUGGCACGAUUCUGGUCGAGUUCGACGUGUCGAGCCUGUACAUCCCGGCGAUGUCCGGCGCGACGACCAGGUUCCUCGGGCUGCCGCUGCCGCCGUUCCUCAAGAUCGACAUCUUGCCCGAGGCUCUCCGCGGAAACAUCGAUCCCGCAAGUGGUCAGGUUGAUCUGAAGUUCAGGUCGAGGUUCUGUUUCUCCGUUGGGAGCGUCUACCAAGCACCGCCGCUGUUCGUCGACACAACACUGACCUCCGAGGAGUCCAGUGGAGCCAUAAGACGAGGAACUGGAGAGAGGAUGGACGGCGAAGGGAGAUGCAAGCUAGUAGGGGUGGCCGUCGUCGACCCCAUUGAUGACGUCUUCAUGAACACCUUCCUCAGCCUGCCGACCGAGUGCAUCGCCUACUUGAACGCCACCAUCUCCAUCACUGAACCAAACUGAUCCUUGCCUGUUUCAGUUGGUUGUAUAAAUCUUAUAUGCGUGGUAAAACUGAAACGCAUGAAUGUUGCAGCACGAGACUUAGCACUUUAAAGAACGAAUGUAUUAUUAUUCGCACAGAUAUUAUAAAGCGGAAUUUAUUUUUGUCAUGAAAACCAGAGUUGGGCCAUGCGUCCCUAGGAGGUGCUUAGUUGGUAAAAUAAAAAAAAAUUCUAGUCACAUCGAACAUUUGAUCAAAUGUUGGAAUAGAU
Messenger RNA from Oryza brachyantha (malo sina), 1224 nucleotides. RefSeq lists its product as uncharacterized. Lineage: Eukaryota; Viridiplantae; Streptophyta; Magnoliopsida; Poales; Poaceae. The transcript is spliced from 2 exons. The record is from RefSeq and is a predicted model, not a curated record. Bases 191 to 976 code for a protein of 261 amino acids.